AUGAGUUCUCUCGGCGACGAACCUCUUUCCGAGAUCAACUUUACCGGUGGAUUCCCAGAGAAUAAGGAUUUCGCACCUUCCAUCGUAUUCCUCAUUGCCGUGAAUAAGUAUGUCUUGAUCACACCUCUCUUUUUAUACCGAAUUUUCCGGAGACAAGAUAGAACGUUGAUUCUUAUCCGACCUGGUAUCUUCCUCGGUUGUCGUUAUGCAAUGUUGAUCAUACGUGCUAUAUUGGCCAAAGGGCAUUAUUCCUUGGGGUUGUUGAUCGCCGAACUCGUCCUCGUAUCCAUCGGUUUCUUAUUCCUGAUCGAACCUCUCAUCUCAUUGUGGGAACGUCACGUCAAAGAUUCUCUAGGAGAUAAUCGUCCUUCAUGGGUUGUCAGAUUAGGUCGGCUUUUGAAAAUCGUACUCAUCGUCACUAUCGCUAUUUCCGCCGCAUCGGGUGCUUUGGUCAAUCAGGCGUUCAAGAGUGCAGAUGGGGUGCAAAAAGUCAAGACAUUACGAGAGACCGGAUAUAUAUUAUCGCUUGUCGUUGUGGGAUUGGCAAUCUUCGCUAUCGUUUACACACACUUACAUUUCUCCCUUCGAACUCAACAAACUGGAUUUUUAUUGAUUCCCGCUUGUUGUCUGUUAAUAGUUGCGGUAUAUAGGGUGGUUCAAACUUAUCAAACCGACCCUGAUGCUGCUAGUCGUUCCACUGCUGCUUUCUACAUCUUACAGGUGUUGUUUGAAUUGUGA
Tremella mesenterica DSM 1558 is the source of this 738-nucleotide messenger RNA. RefSeq lists its product as uncharacterized. The coding region runs from base 1 to 738 and encodes 245 amino acids. Lineage: Eukaryota; Fungi; Basidiomycota; Tremellomycetes; Tremellales; Tremellaceae. The record is from RefSeq and is a predicted model, not a curated record. The transcript has 4 exons.